Molecule: messenger RNA, 1692 nt
Organism: Lodderomyces oxycetoniae
Lineage: Eukaryota; Fungi; Ascomycota; Pichiomycetes; Serinales; Debaryomycetaceae
Exons: 1
Coding region: 1-1692 (563 amino acids)
Cellular component (GO): fungal-type vacuole membrane
Source: RefSeq, a predicted model, not a curated record
AUGAAAUUUGGAGACAAUGCCCAUAAGAAAUCAUCGUCACAUCUUCCCCAAAGAUUAUUAGCUUUAUUUGUUUCCAUAUUGAUAGCCUUAGCGUCAGGGACUCCCUAUCUCUAUGGUGUUUAUUCUCCACAACUAGUGAAAAGGAUUGGUCUUACUACAUCUGAUUCGGCUACUAUUUCAUUGGCAACCAAUUUGGGCUCAAGUGUAGGUGGCUUGCCGGGCGGACUCUUGAUUGAUCAUUUUGGACCGCAAUUCAGUAUAUUUGUAGGGUCAAUAUGUAUAUUUGUUGGUUAUUUCUCAGUGUUCAAGAUUUACCAACAUCGGUUCAAUCAUUUGUCGGUUAUUUGCAUAGCUAUGGUUUUUGCUGGCUUUGGGUCAAUCACAAGUUAUUUCGCAACUUUAAAAGCCGCCCAGGCCAAUUUUACCAAACAUAAAGGUGUUGCCGGUGCUUUCCCAGUGAGUUGUUAUGGAUUUGCCGCAACUAUUUUUUCAAUAAUAUCUGCUACUUACUUCAAUGACAAUGCUGGUGGACUAUUGGAAUUCUUGGCCUUUUUCUGUGGUGCUGUUACCUUUUUUGGAUCGUUUUUUAUUCAUAUUUAUGUUAAUGAUGAAGAUGAUGAUGAUGAUGUGGAGGAGGCAUUGGCCUCGUUGCCACUGGUUAAUAAUUACCAGCAAGUUUUACAGGGACCUUCUCAAAGAACACCCCAACUACCACCGCCACCGCCAUCAUCAGCAUCGGCAUCGGCAUCAAUAAUCGAGGAACAAACAUCAUUGUUAGCCGAUAUUCAACCGCCCGCACAAUCAAUGACAAAGACAGAUUCAUUGACUGGGUCUUUAGCCGUUUGGGGGAUUGGAGAAAGAACCCCAAGAUCUUCAAUAAGCUUACAAGAGUCAGAAGCAAGUAGCAUUGUUCAGAAUCUAAGAAAUGGCGAACCCAACAAGAUCAAACUGAAAGCAAAAUUGCAAAACCCCUAUCAUACAAUAAAGGAACGUCUCACACAUAAAAUAUUUUUGAUUCACUAUUUUAUUGUUUCAGUGGCCUCUGGAAUUGGACAAAUGUACAUUUUUAGUGUUGGAUUUAUUGUUACAGCACAAUAUUACUACAACAAAAAGAAUAAUGAUGAAGCUCACGUAGGUGGUCAUCUACAACCACGAGUUUCCAUGACGUCACAUGAUCCUGAAGCAGCAUCGCUUCAAGCUCUUCAAGUAUCUAUCAUAUCCAUAGCAUCAUUUCUGGGUCGUCUAUUAGCCGGGUUUCUUAGCGACUUUAUCCAUAAGAAAUGGCACGUUCAAAGGCUUUGGAUUGUUUUAUUCACAUUGGUUUUAUUAGCCGUGAGUCUAUACCUUACCAUAAUUAAUGUUUCUUCAUUCGAAUUAACUUCAGUAGUCUCGGCUAUGAUUGGAGGUAGCUAUGGCCUUAUUUUUGGAACAUACCCUGCAAUAAUUGCAGAUUCGUUUGGUACAAUGACUUUUUCAACCAAUUGGGGUUUAGUUUGCACUGGACCUCUAUUCAUUCUUUACAUUUUGAACAAAUACUUUGGAUGGAUCUAUGAUUCGAAUACUGAUAAGGACACGGGAACGUGUUUUCUUGGGAAUCGAUGCUAUAUGGGUGCAUUUGAACUUAGUUUGGGGUUGUGUAUUGUUUGCUUUUUCGUUACGCUUUUGUUGCUUUACAUGCUGAGGCGAAAGUAG